AUGAGUGGAUGCGCUGCCAUUUUUGUUCAAGCGUGGGCAAUGCAGCGCGUGCAUGCUUCCGUCAUCCUGGCUUGUUUCGCGGGGGAGUGCGCAAGUGCAGCGUUUGACGCAGCCGUCUUGAUGCAGCUUGAAGCAGCUGUGUUUGAAGCAGCUAUAUGUUUGCGCAGCUAUGUUUCAUGCAGCCGUGCACUAUGCAGCCACGCUUGCUCCAGUCUAGGCGCUGCUCUCUUGCCCCUCAUGGUUCCAGCAGAUGAAGGGGUCUUUGCUGCCUUCGAAGGCCUGCGGGAGGAGUGGGACAACCACCGUCGUUUGCGGGAGCGCGUGCGAAGUCUCGGCCGGCUGGUGGUUGACAAGCCGAAAGAAGGAGAGGCGGAAGAGGCAGGGCAGGUUGUGGCCAAGACGGUGGAGAACAUGAAGUACAAUGCCCCGGCCUUGAAGCCGAUGAUGGAGAAGAUGCGCGGCCAAUUUCAUGUCGUUCCUCAAAUUGAAUCUUUGCAGGCUGAGUUGCAAGCGCUCUACAUCUCGGCUGGCCUCAACCCGUCUGGAAAAGUGAUCAGUGACCAAGCAUGGUCAUUGCGGUACUUGUACAGCCUCUUGAAAAAGUACCUGUACAACAAGACGCCUCCUCGAGAUGCUUGCACUGGUGAACUCUUGAGAGCAUGGGGUCUUGACAUGGAGCACUGGACGAAGGGUUUCGACAACCAUUUCUGCAGCUUAAUCGCAUCGAUAUUCCGAUGCCCUUCUGCAGAAGCAUCUCAGCCCUUCCCACCUGCAUCAGAGGAUGGUCCGAACGAGCUGAGCAUGGUGCGGUUGGCGCUGCGGCGGCAGCACCUCCAAGAAAUGUUGGCUUUGAAGAGAAAAGAGCAGGAAGAGGAGAAGCUGAAGCAGGUCGAGAUGGAGGUCCCGCAGCUGUUUGCGCUGACAGAUGUGGCCGACACUUGGCCCGAAGCCGGAGCAGCUCAAGUGGUCGACGGUGUGGCGCUUCCUUCUGCUGACGUGGAAGCUUUGAAGCUGGGCCUUCGAACGGAAACUGCCGGCUUGGAUACGCAGCAGCUCGAAGGCAUGCUUGAGGAGACCGACAAGAUGAUCUCAGAACACCAGAUGCGCGGCGAAGUGGACAGCAUUGCCCCGCCCUCAGUUUUCGCAGAGUCUGUCCAAUCGUUGGGUGCAACACGGGCACCGGCAGUGCAAGUUGCAGAGCACGCCCAAGCUAUCUUAGAUGAUGAUGCAGCCAACGGCUUUGCGCGGAAGGACUGCACCUUGCAGCGCUUGGCUCGGGCUGGAGCUGCACAUUCUGCGAGAGACGUCUUUGCCGCGUUGAAAGAUGCUGCGUUGAAAGUGUCGAUGAAAAUUUCAUAUGUGAGCUUGGGCCAAGCCAGAGAACACCCAAUGAUUCCGCCAAGUGACUUCGUUUUGGCUUUGACCCAGAGGAACCGGCUGGCCUUACUCCUCCCGGACACAACUCUGGACUCCAGCGCGUGUGUUUUAGAAGAGUAUUGGAGGCGCUUCAAGCUCCAAUUUGGCGCUGACCAUGACGUGUUCUCCCAUGUCCCUCCGGAGCACCUCUCGAGCUGCGUUCCAAUCAAAAUCCAUGGCGAUGAAGGGCGGAGCCUCUUGGAAUUCCUUGAAAGUGCUUUGAUGCAGCCUGAUCGCGCGGAGCUGGUGCUGCUUGACAGGCGCCUUGCCUUGAUAUUGCUUGUGGCAAAAAGCAUAAACUCUUGCAUGCGCAAGCUGUAUGGCGCUGGCGCUUGGCUCCGAGAUGAUGAAGCCGCUGGCAUUGCUGCUGAUGGGCUGUGUGCCUGCAGAGGCUACAGGGCAUUGGCGACAGAAUCUCUUGAACGUGGUGAGCCCCGCUUCCCUCUACAUUCGAAAUUCCACAUGCUUGUGCACACCUUCCGUAACAUGGAGCUGGAUGCAAGGAAGUUGACCUGGCAGGAGUCGCCGAUGUGUGACAACUGCCAGAUGGAUGAGGGCUUUGUGGGGCAACUUGCCCGAUACAGCCGACGUGUUUCACCAAAGUCAACCAUCCACAGGAUGUUGGAUGUAUACUUGACGUCUCUAUGGCGGUUGUGGCGGACUUGA
Messenger RNA from Durusdinium trenchii, 2082 nucleotides. Lineage: Eukaryota; Dinophyceae; Suessiales; Symbiodiniaceae. The record is from the annotation of a GenBank genome assembly.